AUGAAAAGAAAUGUGAUCCGCCGGAAAUUUGCUGGCGGUGUGUGCGCCUACGUCCUUCAUAUCAGCCCGAUCACUUUUAUAUGCAACGAUUAUGAAAUGGUAUACUGUACGAUGGACGUAAGCGGUGAAAUAAAUGCUUUAUUCCGGCUUCGAACACCUUCAAGAGUUGGUCCCCUCAACACGCUACCAACCUCCCUGCAAUCACCCUCCGCCCUCCGACGACGCCGUUUCUCUCGUACGCUCUUCAUUCCUUACUCCCUCUCGUUCUCCUCAUGUCCUUCUUUCCCGCUUCCUCAAUUUCAGAAUAACACCAGUGCUCCAGUAGAUCGGUUAAAUGUUUUAAACGGAAGUACUACGUAA
Necator americanus (New World hookworm) is the source of this 360-nucleotide messenger RNA. RefSeq lists its product as uncharacterized. The coding region runs from base 1 to 360 and encodes 119 amino acids. The record is from RefSeq and is a predicted model, not a curated record. The transcript has 2 exons. Lineage: Eukaryota; Metazoa; Nematoda; Chromadorea; Rhabditida; Ancylostomatidae.